UUCCUCAGAUGCUGAACUCCGUGUAUUAGGUGAAGGACUAUGUUGUAAAAAUCUUUCAAACUGUUUAUUGUCGGUGACUCGGUUCUUCUCCCGGUUCUCUGCUCGGUGUGUCCCGGGCCCGUGACACCGGCUGCUCCUGGGGACUGUGGCCGCCCCGGGUGGGACAGUUCCGGGCAGCUGCUCCGAGGUUUUCUGCUCUGACUGGAGGUUUUUACCAAGUUAGCUCAACAGCUAAUCCCAAAAGUCGCGUCACCUGUGCGGACCCGAAUGAAAAGUUUCCCCGGAGACGGUGAAGCACCGCGGGACGUUCCACUCGGAGCUGGAGUGAAACUUCGUGCGGAAUUCUUCACCUUGGCUUCGGAUUUUAGUCGCUUUUACGCAGCCGUUAAAUUUGCGUUAGAGAAGCCAGCGACUGACGCUCAGCUGCGGGUCUUUAAUGUCCCUGAGCCGCGGGGACGCUCGGUUCAGGUGCUGUUAGCGGGGGGAGAUGCGGUAGAGGGCGGGAGGCGCCGCUCCUCUGCCCGCUGACUCUGACACUCCGGGUCCGCUGCUCUGAGGCCUGCGGGUCAGGCUUCUACCGGGCUCGAGUAGAGCCCGACGCCGCCUUCAGAGGGUCGCAGGCCGGCUGGGGGCGCUGCCGCUGCCGGGCCCGCGCACCAGGUCAUGGAGCGGAUGGAGGUGGAUCAGUGCGCAGGCGCAGGGGGCGGGGCGCUCCGCAGAUCCAACAGCGCCCCCAUGAUCACCAGUGUCAGUGAUGGGAUGACCGUCUUUAGUCCCGUAUCCUCUGCUCGAUACCGACGCAGCAGCGUUUCCAUCAACCCCAGCUGUCCGUCACAGCUCAUCCCUCUCUCUCCGUUCUCUCUAAGCGGAGACAGACUCGACCAGAAGAGACAGGAGGAGAACAUGGAGACAACGCUUAGAGGAAGUCUGCACAGGCUCAGUGCUUCCAGUCUGAUUCCGGUUCCUCCCGUCAGUCAGUGGCAUGAACACACUUCAACUUGGUUUCAGUCGCAGGACAGCGGCGUCACACCAAACUCCUCCCCUAGUCCCACCCGGCGGUUCAGACCCACAGUCAACACCACAGUCAGGGUUCCUGUACUGACUCCACUGAAGAGGAAAGGUGGAGUCGAGUCCGACGGACCACCAAAGAAGCUUUUUGUUGCAGGGAUAACAGACCCCGCCCACCGCAGCAGCUACACGGUCAGUGUCUCUCAGUCGACGGCAGAGCCUCCACCAGCAGGGGGCGUCAGUCCUCAGUCCAGCCCUCUGUCCCUCUCCCCUCCCCCCUCCUUCACCCACUUCAGCUCCCACCAGCAACCUGGACAUUAAACCCCGCCCCCCAACACCCGCCCUCAUCGCACCUUAUCCAGUGUUACUGUAAGUUCCGCCUCUUCCUGUCACCACAUUUGAUGGACAGAAGAACCACAGGAAGUUCAGAAGUGACAGAGACAUUUCUUCACUUUCAGUUCAGCUCGUUGUCAUGGAAACUCUGAGACUGAAUCAUCUGUUUGAAAAUAUAAUCCCAGUUUCACUCUUCAGUUAAUCUCAUGUUGGACAAACAUUUGUCGAACAGAACGACUUUUCCUUCCAGAGCAGGUCCUGACAGGAGCCCGGCCCUGAAAUCAGUCGACCGACGUUCAUCGGCGUCAUGACAACAACAUGAAGACAGUUUGGAGAAAGUCGGGACACAGGCCGGAAGUCUGUUUCUGUGAAGACGCAUUCACAGUUGGUUUGUUGUCACAGAGACGAGGUGUUGAACCCGAGAAUCAACGUGUUUGAUUCAGAUACGAAGAGGAAGUGAGUUUCACACGUUGAGAAGCACACGACCUGAUGUUCAGCUCAGCGAAGACGUCCUGGCGCUUUCUCUGACAACGGGACAAUCAUGUCCAACAUUGAAAGAGCCCGAGACUGAUCUGACUCGUCGCUCUAUAGUUUUAUGAAGGCACAGAUCGUCUCUGAUCGAUUAUUGGACGUUUCUGAAGAAGCUACAAAAAAGUCUUGAGUUCUUAUCAAGACUGAAAGAAGUUGAUCUGAAUCGUCCCUAAAGGAGUUGAAGCACUUCAGGUUCCACAGAAAUCAGUCCAGUCGACUCCUGCAGGAAACAAACGGAACAGAAGCUUUACGUAUUAAAACUUUUAUCAAGAUUAAUUCAGAAAAGGUCCUGAAUCCGGCAUCAUGAGGGUUCGUGAUUCAUCUGUAGCAAGAAAGACAGAAAAUAAAGACGAGGACACGUCUCCACUUCCUCCUGAAAUGAAGCUUAAUAUCUCAGAUAUGAACGCUGCCAUCUUGUGGUGAUGACGUCAUUACAGUCAGAGUCUGUGCAGCAGUGAUCGAGGGGUGGAGCCGUGGUAUCAGGGUCCCGCCCACACACUCAACCAAUCCUGAGUCAGUCUCAG
Hippoglossus stenolepis (Pacific halibut) is the source of this 2396-nucleotide messenger RNA. RefSeq names its product P2R1A-PPP2R2A-interacting phosphatase regulator 1. NCBI's taxonomy places the organism in Eukaryota, Metazoa, Chordata, Actinopteri, Pleuronectiformes, Pleuronectidae. The record is from RefSeq and is a predicted model, not a curated record. Bases 664 to 1329 code for a protein of 221 amino acids. The transcript has 9 exons. Gene Ontology annotation, molecular function: protein serine/threonine phosphatase inhibitor activity.